Molecule: messenger RNA, 3223 nt
Organism: Ectocarpus siliculosus
Lineage: Eukaryota; Phaeophyceae; Ectocarpales; Ectocarpaceae
Source: the annotation of a GenBank genome assembly
AUGCCCGGAGCGAGAGCAGGAGCAGCGGGGAACGAGACGGAGGCGAAGAGCCUCGUGGAUGCGAAGGUGGGCCUUGCCAGCCUGAGGACCAUCGAGACGGAGGUGGAAAAGCAUGUUGAAGAACUCCUCGGUCUCUUCUCCGCAGAGGCUCAAGGCGGGAGGAAGUACCAAGCUGCGGCUCAAGGGGUGCAGGAAGAGGUGGAGGACAUAAGGUCGGAGCUGGUGAAGCUGCUGAGGACUCUCAACACCACAGACGCUGGCAUCCUAGGGGCGGAGCACGAGAUGCAGAAGAAGGAGCUCGAGCUGGUGCAGCUGCACGCGAUCGAGGAGGUGGAGGGGGCGAAGGACAAGCUCACGGACGGGAAAGUCAAGGUGGACUACGCUACUGGCAAGAUCCGAUGGGACGAGGAGGACCUCACCGGCGACACGAAGGGGGACAAGAUCGGCACCGGGGGCGACGCGGAUGGGACGGGGGGCCACGCGACAUCCAAGUCGAAGAGCAGGGAGGAAAUGCAGAAGUCCAGCGAGUGGAGAAAAGAGGUCGAGAUGAUGAAGGAAGAGUGGGACCCCGCGCUGCUGCACCUAGACGCCACCCUCCUGAGGGACUUCGUGGUCCUGUGCAUGAGCGCCGCCCUCGGAGGCGUCCUCGCCGCGGGGGUGGGUCUUCCCGAGACCCUCGGCUACAUCGUCGGGGGCAUGGUGGUGGGGCCCAGCGGGGUAAACGUGAUACGCAUGGUGAAAGAGGUGGAGACGUUCGCUCAGUUCGGCUCCAUCUUCCUCCUCUUCGGCCACGGCCUUACGUACUCGACCUUCAUGAACACCGGCCGGCCUAGCGCCAACGUCUACGCCCCCCAGGGGCGGAUGGGAGCGUUUACAGUGCUGUUCGUGGUGUUCUCUGCCCUCCUGGUGUGCGCAGCCGUGCUCGGAAUCGAAGACGGGGUGGAGAGCGUUUUCCUGUCUGCCGCCGCCACGCUGUCGUCCACGGCCAUGGUGACCGAGUUCGUCGCUCACAGCCGGCUGGGAGACACGGCCUUCGCCCGCAUGGUGGUCGACCUAGUCUCUGUACAAGACCUCGUCAUGUGUCCGCUGCUGGCGAUCCCGACGGCCAUCAUGUACGCCGUGGAGGAGUCUCAGGGUACCACAGGGUCGUUCGUGCCUCGCAUCACCGGGUGCGCGAUACUGCUGCUGGCCUUCGUCAUCGCCUCGAGGAGGGUGCUGCCGAUGGCCAUGGCCCGGCUGGUGCUCAAGGACAAGAAGGAGCAAUCGUCCGGUCUAUUCACCCUGGGGGUGGUGAGCUACUGCCUCGGUGUCGCUCUUGUCUGCGAGCGCCUCAACCUGAGUCACGAGGCCGGAGCCCUCUUUGCCGGGCUGCUGAUGGUCGACUCCCCCUUCGCCCAGAAGGCCCACGCGAGAAUGCAGCCGCUGACGAGCCUCUUCGGAGGCAUGUACCUCGGCUCUCUCGGCAUGAUCGUCAACCCGGCCUUCAUGGUGUGGAACUUCGGAGAUGUGCUGGGGUGCGUGGUGAUGCUGGUGUUGAUAAAGCUCCUGAUCGUGGCGAUGGUCAUGAAGUCCUUCGGCUUCUCGUGGGAGGCCUCUACGCUAGCGGGCGCGUGCAUGGCUCAGGUCUCCGAGAUCUCGCUCUUCUUCGUGGCGAGGGCCCAGCACCUCAAGCUCAUCCGCCGGCAUCACUACCUCAUGACCGUGGCGACGACGAUCAUCCUCAUGGUGGCGUCCCCGCUCGUCAUCAAGGGCCUCCAGGCCGUCCACGGAGGCGCUGCCUGCGGGGAGGGCGGUGCCACCUGCAGCAGCCCCCGCAACGGGACCGGCAGCGGCGGCGGCGGCGGCGGCGGCGGCGGCGGUGGCGGCGGCGGCGGCGGUCGUGGGGUUGGGCAAAGCGGCGGUGCGGGAGACUCGAUCCUACCGUUCAUCGGCGGACGCGGGAGGGGUCGGAGCGGUGGGGAUGGGGAGACGCCGACGUGGAAGGAGAGGUGCAAGGGAAGCUGAGAGUGUUCCGUCGAAAGGGAGGCCGUGCGCUGGAUGGAGUUUUUGUGUUCGCUUGGUUUUGCUUGUCAAUACGGAGCUGGUGCGGUCGCGAGGCUGAGAGGAGGCAGGCGCGGGACCUAUGUAGUGAUAUGCCAGAGGGGCGGUGGGAACAUGUCUCUGUUUGUUGGCGUGUGCGCUUCGGAGAAAUUGGCUUCCCUUUAUGGUCUCUGAGAUCGCGAGUUGGUGUUUUGUGUCGCUUGUUGUGCCGACGAGCUGUGCCGACGAGCAUCGCCUCUGGUUUUCAGGAGCGACGGUAAGACAGGGUAAGUCUACCAGCCGUGUUGUUGUUGUACUCUUGACCUUUUUCGGCAAGGUUCGGCGAGGUGUGGCUAUAGGCGAGGGGAUACUCGGUGUCAUCGCGGCAGUCGAUCGGUUCACAGGCGCGGGCUUUGUGUCCACGCGUGCGGUGGAAUGUCGUUACCUCUGCCGCUCCGAGAGUUUUUUUCCCCCAUAGAACAAUGUAACCUGCCGGUAGAGUUUUUUUUUCUCUCCCAUUGCUCCUUCGCGGUUGGCUUUUGGCUGGCUUCCUGAACCCAUCCCCAACGGCGUUGCUUCAUAAGACGCAGAUCCAGGGCCCUUUUACGACGUAGAUCCGAGCUUGUUUGUGUACGUGCCAGAUGGACAAAUGCCCACCGCUGCGGUAGAAGCCGUGGCAGUGGGGAGUAUCUAGAAGUGUCCAGAUCUGGUGAUCAUUGUGUCCUGUUAGUGUCCUGAGCGAAAGAGUUGCUGUCUCAGCCUGUGCUUUCGAUUGUGCCCAGCUUGCUCGGUGAGCAAGCCGAGACAGAAGCGGUCCUUCGACUGUUUUACUGCUGCAGGUGGGGAGCUGUCGUUGAUUAUUUGUACAGCAGUUGAACCACACACUUAUUUUUUUUUAUCGUUCCUCGUAUUAGGUAGCUGUCAGAAUAGAUAGUUGCGCCGUUGUGGGAUCUCUCCGCCUUAUCAAGGCGCGAGAUCUCGAUGGAACGUUGUUGAGAUACUCGUAAAAGGCCCGCCUUGUCCAGUAAGAAGAGGCUGGGGUGCCUCUUCACAUCCUCUCUGCGUGUGUCUAGUGUUCCCUGAUGAUGAUGUCGCGGGGACAAAUAAACCUUCACGAGAGAAAAGUCGGUCGUCGAUGGCACUGGGCGGGGCUUGCGCUUGUUCCGGCACUUUCUGUUUCGGUGAUGUCAUUAUCGUUUCUUCU